UUCAGUCGAGUGCCGCGCGGCGGGCGGCCGGCAUCACUAAGCCUCUUCUCCAUGGCGCUGCCGCUAUGAGGACGCUGUCGUUUGAGAAUCUGCGUCGGCUCGUGGGUCGCCGCAAGGAUCGCGAGCCCGAGCCGUCCUUCGAGCGCAGCGAGUCAUUCAAACGCAUCUCGAUACGCAAGAGUUACCUGGACCGGGCGAAGAGACGCACGAGGCUCUCGCCCCCCGCGACUCAGCAGCAGCAGGCGCAACAGCAGCAGCAGCAGCAGCAGCAGCAACAGCAGCAAAAAUCGACCGGUCGCGCCGUCGAAACCGAGCGAGCUUCGUCGGUGGUCGUCGUCGGGCCGACGAUCGUUCACGUGCUGCACAGCACGGACGCCGGGGAGAAGAAGAGGGCGAUUAUCGAGGAAGACACCAUCGUCUACGGGCAGUGGCUGACCGACGUGGACUCGUCGGGCAAGGUCGAUUACGAGUACGACGCGCGCGCGUUCGCCAAACGCAACUACGCGCUGCCGAGGAAGAUCAACAAUGACGAGAGGAAGGUGUCCUCGGUGCUCAUCGAGCUCGACAAGUCGCCGCAGCUGCCGCGCUCCAGGAAGCUCGACCAGCUCGACAGCGUCGUGAAAGAGUGCAAUUGCGUGACCACGGUCAACAUCAGCAGCAGCGACGAGCCCCCGGCGCAGGCGCCGCCGGUGCCGGCGCGCGAGGACGCGAAGAGCCGGGGCGUCGCGCCUAAAGCGGGCCCGGACAGGCAUCUGGCGCCCAGCUCUAUCAAAACGGACACGGCCUCGACGAGGGCCUCGGGUUUCAGUUUGUCGCUGUCGAUUUCGCGGCUGACCACCGACAUCAAGAAGAACGGACUGUUUCGUCGGCAGAAGCUGGUGAAGCCGGCGCCGAGUGUCAGUGCCGAGGGUUACUUCGAGAGGACAGCGGCAGCGUCGGCGUCGACGAGGAGGUCGAGGCGCAGCGCGGUGGGCAGCGCGAGGAGGCGCGUGGCCUACAACUCAAGGCGACGUACGAUCAGGCAAGCAGCGAGCGUCGUCGUACCCGCGAGUCCGGUUUGGUUCGUGCCGCCCGAGAGGAGACGCUCGAAUCGCCAGAAAGGCCGCGUCUGGAGGGAAGUCAGGUAUCUGCCGCGAGACGGCGAGGUGGAGAACGACGACAGCAACAGCGACGAGUUCGACGACAAGAAGCUGCUGCUGUCCGGCGAUUUCGAGGAGAGAGCCGAAUCCGCUGCCAACUCCGCCAAGAAGCUCACGGACUCGAGCUCGACGACACUGGACUCCUCGUCUUUGAGCUGCUCCUCGCUGAAGCCAAAAAUCAGUGACUUCAACGAGGACAAGAUCUUCUACGAAGAGUACCGUGGCGUCAAAUCAACCGGACGACCCGUAGAGCGCAAUUACUUCGCGAGUUCGCAGUUUCUCGGCUUCGUUGCCGGCAAGCGCGGCAACAAUAAAGAUUCGUCGAGCCACAGCAGCAGCAGCAGCAGCAGCAGCAGCAGUAGUGAGGAACAAGGUGUAUUGUUACUAGUGGAACAACCGCAAGACGAGAAGAAGACAGUUGUGUUAGUGUUGGGUGCUCAUGGCGGCGUCGGCAAAGCGAGUAAAAAGCCGGAGCCGCGUAGACGACCGUUGAGGCGAAAGUCCCAGCUGAAGAACGCCGCGGCAGGAUCGGCAGCGGUCAACAGGCAACCGGUUUACCUCGCGCGUCGACGAUCCUCCCUGCGCAGGAGACCUACCAGGGACAUCACGCAAAAAGGCUACGAGAAGAAACGAACGCGACUACUCCAGCAGUAUGCGUCGAAACAGCUCGGAAGCGGUAAUAACGGAAGCACUGGCGGAGGUUUGGAGAAGAUGAAUUUCGGCAGUGGCAGUGGUGGCAGUGCUGGUGGUGGUGGUAUUGGCGGAAGACCUCAACCAAGGGCUCGACGUACUCAACGUCGAGUCACUCACUCCGAGAAACGCUAUCACUCAGGGGGCCGGCCUAUGGUCAAUUCAUCGGCCUCGACCGGCGUCAGCAGCAGCAACAACAAUAACCACCAUAGCGGCGGCAACCUGCACGUCGUCGGCCCCGGCAACACGAAUUCGGCGGCCAAGAGACGCGGCAACCGCAGGCUCACGCGCAAUGAGAGUCGCUAUCAUUCCGAGGUGCGCCAAGAAGCAGUGCAACAGGCAUUGGCAGCGAUGCAGAGUCGACCAAAGCCCUCGUUACCAAUGCCAUCGAAGCGAACGUCGGUGAUGGCACGUAGUCCGGACCGUCAGCAGCAGCAGAGGAUCAGCUCGAACGUAGCGGGCGACUCGAGCAGCGACGAAGACAGCAUAGCCACGGAGGAAUCACCGGGUGCUGGUGGUCCGACUGGGACUGGCUUAUCGGAUACAAGUAGUACGGGCUCGGCGAGGGACACGCCGCCACCACCGAGACCGCCUGCGAGAAGGCCGCCAGCCGACAUCACCGACAUCGCCGAGUACACUCCACACUCCUACUGCAAUCUCGUGCAGCCCCCCGAUGUCACGCACACCACCACGCAGUCGAGAAGACCGGCAGGCGCAGACAGAGUUAACAGGUAUCACGUAGUCGAGGAGAACAACACAGGUACGACAGGCAGAUGGAAGGUGUCGGCGAAGAUCCAGCAGUUGCUGAACACUCUGAAGAGACCUAAGCGUAGGCCACUGCCCGAGUUCUACGAGGACGACGACAUCGAGCUAGAAAUCGCGGCGAAUCCGAAAGAUCCGAAUGCCCCGAAGCCCGAGGGUGGAACGAUGACGCCGGCUGUCGGCGAAUCGCUGUCUGUGCCUUCUGGAUUGCCGAGAUCCGUCGAAGCUGCCAUUCAAAGGUACGGCACGUCGUCGUACAAAGCGCCGGCGGCAACGGUACUGGACCCGAACGGCAAGCUGUGCGUGACGCUGACCUACGGCAAGCUGCUGAGUCGCUCAUACAAGAUAGCCUACACGCUGCUGAACAAAGCCCUCAGUCGUAUAGUUGGCGAAUGCUGCCUCAAGCCCGGCGAUCGAAUCGCGCUGGUUUACCCCAACGACGACCCGAUAAACUUCAUUUGCGCGUUCUACGGCUGCCUGCAGGCUGGCAUCGUGCCGGUGCCCAUCGAGGUGCCGCUCACGCGACGAGACGCCGGCUCGCAACAGAUUGGCUUCCUUCUCGGUAGCUGCGGCAUACAGGUGGCACUAACGAGCGAAGCGUGUCUGAAAAAUCUGCCAAAGACAAGCGCGGGCGAAGUAGUCGCAUUCAAGGGUUGGCCAAAGCUCCAUUGGUUUGUAACCGAGCAUCUGGGCAAAACGCCCAAAGACUGGAUGCCACCGUCAAGAUUGACGGACGACACGCCGGCCUACAUCGAGUACACCACCGACAAGGAUGGCUCGGUGAUGGGUGUCACCGUCACGCGGGCUGCCAUGCUUGCUCACUGCCGUGCACUCACUCAGGCCUGCGGCUACACCGAAGGCGAAAAUGCAGUAUGCGUGUUGGACUUUAAACGCGAGGUUGGCCUAUGGCAUAGCACACUGUCAGCAAUUCUCAACGGUAUGCACGUGAUCUUCAUCCCAUACGCCUUGAUGAAGGUGAAUCCUGCGAGCUGGAUGCAAAUGAUAACCAAACACAGAGCCAGUGUGGCAGUGGUGAAGUCACGAGAUCUACAUUGGGGUUUACUAGCAACGAAGGAUCACAAAGAUAUAUCGCUGUCAACGUUGCGAUUGUUACUCGUAGCGGAUGGAGCAAAUCCAUGGUCAUUGUCAUCGUGCGACCAAUUCCUCUCGGUCUUCCAGUCAAAAGGCUUGCGACCUGAUGCUGUGUGUCCAUGUGCUUCAUCAAGUGAAGCUCUUACUGUCUCUGUCAGGAGGCCAGGUAGAGCUGGAGUUAAUGCUACUGGUAGAGGUGUACUCAGCAUGUCUGGACUGAGCUAUGGAGUUGUCAGAGUCGAUCAGGAGAAUUCACUUACGUCACUCACACUGCAAGACUGUGGACAAGUCAUGCCAGGAAGUAUCGUCGUCGUGAUAAAAAUGGAAGGCCCACCACUAGUCUGUAAAACCGAUGAAGUCGGCGAGAUCUGCGUACAUAGCUCGUGUACUGCUACACAAUAUUGGGGCCUACAAGGUCUCACCAACAACAACUUCAAAGUAGUACCGCUCCAAGUCGAAGGUCAACAACUCGGUGAUGCCGAGUAUGUUCGUUCUGGAUUACUUGGUUUUCUCGGUCCUGGCAACCUUGUCUUUGUUUGUGGUUCACGAGAUGGCCUCAUGACUGUCACUGGUCGAAAACACAACGCAGAUGAUAUCAUCGCUACAGUCUUGGCAGUUGAGCCUAUGAAAUUUAUCUACCGCGGAAGAAUCGCUGUUUUCAGUGUAAGAGUACUAAGAGAUGAGCGAAUAUGCGUUGUUGCCGAGCAGCGUCCUGACUGUAGUGAAGAAGAGAGUUUUCAAUGGAUGUCCCGAGUACUGCAAGCAGUCGACUCGAUUCACGCAGUGGGUAUCUACUGCUUGGCCUUAGUACCACCCAACUACCUCCCAAAGACUCCACUUGGUGGCAUUCACUUAUCCGAGACGAAGAGGCGUUUCCUCGAGGGUACGCUGCACCCGGCCAACGUGCUACUCUGCCCACAUACCUGUGUCACUAAUCUGCCAAAGCCACGUGAGAUUCAUUCGGCGGGGGAUUCUGUUUCAGAUGUUGGUCCAGCCAGUGUCAUGGUAGGUAACAUAGUUCAGGGUAAUCGACUUGCUUCUGCUCAGGGCAGAGAUAUGGGUGUCCUGGAUGAGGACAGUGAUAAUGCCAAGAAGUAUCAAUUCAUCUCGGAGAUUUUGCGAUGGCGAGCAGUCGGCACCUCGGAUCAUGUGAUAUUUACCUCACUGAACUCGAAAGGCGCGGUAGCAUCCUCACUGUCAUGUUCGCAAUUGCACAAGAAAGCCGAGCGCAUCGGCAACCUUCUGCUCGAUCGUGGUAGAAUCAAUACUGGCGAUCACGUGGCUUUACUCUUCCCACCUGGUACCGAUCUCAUUUGCGCCUUCUACGGCUGCCUCUACGUCGGCGCCGUACCCGUCACCAUUCGUCCUCCUCAUCCACAAAAUCUACAAACCACACUGCCUACUGUACGCAUGAUCGCCGAUGUUAGCAAGUCCGUGCUCAUUCUGACCAAUCAGAAUAUUUUGAAGCUGCUCAAAUCCAAGGAGGCCAACAACGUUGUUGAAGUUAAGAGUUGGCCAACGAUCCUUGACAUGGAUGACAUGCCAAAGAAGAAACUUCCAGUUUUGUACCGGGCGCCGACCGCAGAGAUGCUUGCCUAUUUAGAUUUUAGCGUAUCGACCACUGGCAUGUUAGCCGGUAUUAAAAUGUCCCACGCAGCUGUGACUUCCCUCUGCCGCUCAAUGAAGCUCGCUUGCGAACUGUAUCCAUCGCGUCACAUAGCACUUUGCUUAGAUCCCUACUCGGGAUUGGGUUUUGCUCUGUGGUGUUUAAGCAGUAUCUACAGUGGACACCAUUCUAUUUUGAUACCUCCUUCGGAAGUUGAAGCCAAUCCGGCACUUUGGCUUUCGGCAGUAAGUCACUCGAGGGUUCGCGAUACCUUCUGCUCUUACGGCGUUAUGGAACUUUGUACAAAGGGCCUUGGAUCCUCAGUUCAUGCCUUAAAAGCACGUGGCGUGAGUCUCGCUUGCGUGAGAACUUGUGUCGUGGUGGCUGAAGAAAGACCAAGAAUAGCACUAACCACUAGCUUCAGCAAACUUUUCUCAUCUCUCGGUUUGAGUCCUCGUGCAGUGUCUACAUCGUUUGGUUGCAGAGUCAAUACGGCCAUAUGUUUGCAGGGUGCGUCAAGUCCAGAACCAUCGACGGUAUACGUAGACCUUCGAGCAUUGCGCAACGAUCGCGUAUCACUUGUCGAGCGAGGCUCGCCACACUCGCUGUGCUUAAUGGAAUCGGGUAAAUUGCUGCCAGGUGUGAAAGUGAUAAUCGCCAAUCCCGAAACCAAAGGUCAAUGUGGCGACUCGCACUUGGGUGAAAUCUGGGUACAAUCGCCACACAACGCAAGUGGCUAUUUUACCAUCUAUGGCGAUGAAAGCGAUUACGCGGAUCACUUCAACGCUCGACUCGUAACCGGUAAUACCGGCGAAGUCUAUGCGCGUACUGGUUACCUUGGGUUCCUCAGGCGUACGGAAUGCGUGCAACAAAACACAGGACCCGACGUGCCUGGUGAUAACAGUUCAGCAUUGGAAGUCGACGUAACUCACGGAGAUUCGGAGCUGCACGAUGCAGUAUUCGUUGUUGGAGCUCUGGACGAAGCAAUAUUACUGAGAGGCAUGAGGUAUCAUCCUAUUGAUAUCGAGAAUAGCGUCAUGAGAUGCCACAAAAAGAUUGCCGAGUGCGCCGUAUUUACGUGGACAAAUCUUCUAGUAGUGGUAGUAGAACUUGACGGUAGCGAAACUGAAGCAUUAGACCUGGUCGCUCUGGUGACAAGCGCAGUGCUGGAGGAACACCACCUUGUUGUUGGCGUAGUAGUGGUAGUAGAUCCAGGUGUCGUGCCAAUAAACUCGCGCGGCGAGAAACAACGAAUGCACCUUCGUGAUGGCUUCCUAGCCGAUCAACUUGACCCCAUCUACGUGGCAUACAAUAUGUAAACGAGCUUUAUCGUGACAAAUGUGGCAGCAACUAAGAAAAAAGUAUCGCACAAGGUUAUGUUGUCGAACUUGUUUCGUUCAUUUAUCCGUUCGUAUUAUUUAUUUCGAUGAUUUACGUAGUUACUGUACGUAAUGAAUAGUGUCUUUCUGUUUAAUUUUUGUUUGUUCGUUGUCUGUAAAGAUAAUGUCGCGAAUAGUUUUAUAUGUUUUAUGACACUUCAUGUUAUCACAUGUUUUUUUGAAAAAUCUAUUAAAUACCAGUUUUCAAAUAACAAAAUGGCGAUAAAUUUUUCUCUUCUUUUCAAACAAUUGUAUAGAAAUUUGCAUUUUUUAUCUUAGGUAAUUAUGACAAUUAGUGAUAUAGUACUAAGAGCUUAUACAGCUAUCGUUAUUUAUAUUGAAUGUUGAUAAUCAGUCUAUUUCCAGCUAAACAUAAUUUUACUAUUCACGCUGUACUGGUAAAUCAAAUUUUUUUUUCAACGGUGCUCAAAGCUUUCUAUUAUAACUAAAUUUGAACUGUUAAAAUUACUUAUCACGUACAUCGACUCGCACAUUAUAACUUUCUCCACUUUGAAGAGCCAGUGACAAUCUUAUAUUUUUUUAUUACAACCUAAUUUAUAUACUCUGCAUUUUACGUUUAGUAUCAAUUGUAAUGAUACUUAACGCAAAAUUUUUUUGACAAUUUACAUACGCCAUUUUGUUUUCAACUAUAUAAAACUAUUUUAACAUAACCACUGUUUCUGAAUGGCAUGUACAUUUAUUAAUAGGAUUAUUUAAUAAGUUUUAUUUAAUAAAACAGGCAUGGCUAAACAUUUUCAAAGGCUUUACAACGAUGAGAAAGACCUCAUGACAUUUUAUCUCCUUUUUCAUAGUGCAACCACCGUACAAAAACUUUUGAUUUAUCCGUUAUCUCAAAAGUUAUAAUCGCAGAUAAAUAAAUACUUUAUGUAUAAUUAGGUCGUGUCAAAGACGAAUUAGCAUUUUUUAUUUUGUUGUGUAAUUUAGAACCGUGCCAUUAUGUAAUUUUUCUUUGUAUAUUCGGCGUCAUAUUAUGUUAUCAUUUCUGUUAUUCAGUGCAGGCAUUUUCUUUUCGAAUCGUUGAUUUUGUAUGUGUAUGCCUGUGUAACUGCUAAUGAAAACGUCCUGAUUAAGCGAAAAACACUUAAAAAUAAAAAAAAAUCAAGUAACUAUCAGAUCGUGAGUAAAUACACCUUACUUCUCAAAUUUUACGCAAAAAAAAAUUCCAGAAAAAAUUAUUUUAAAUACUAAAUGAUAAAAAAUAAUGUACAACUUUGAAAGAGAUAAGAGAACAUUUUUGAAAAAAAUAUACUGAAAGUGAAUUGAUCUUUUUAAAGUGCUUACUUCAUGGUAACUUAAUCAAGAUAUACUAUUUAUAUGAAAGCACAGUAAAAUUUUUAUAUCUUAUAUAAUGCAGUCAAGUCUUGUUGGCAUCACUAGAAAAUGACAUGAUUAUUCGAGAUGUGUUAGUUACCCAUCAGAAAGGAAAGGACAAUUUUUUAAAGUUAUAAUCGCUCCCAUUUUCAAGAUCGCUUUGAUCUCAUAGUUCGUAUCAAUAGAUUUCACUUUUGACUAGACGAAAAAGUGAAAUUACCCGAUAUCCGUUAGAGUUUUGUAAUAAUUGACGUUUUAUAAAUCGGAGUCAGUAUAUUUCUAUAGGUACAUUUGUGGAGGACACUCGACCAAUACGAAGAUCGAAUUUCAUUGUGCAGUCCAACCUCCAACGUAUGAGCCGAGCAUGCGUGAGAGUCGUUUUGUGUUAAAUCUGAUGAAAUAUUGCUACAUCAUUAUAAUUUUUUAGGAGUUAUAAAAUUAAGUGCAUAAGUAGAUGCUAAUUAUUUAUGUUAGUGAAUCGUGCUAUUUAUUGAUAAAAUUGAUUAUUAAAGUCUUCUAGAGAAAGAGAAUGUUUUUAAAUAUUGAGCUAAAUGAUGUUGAAGACAAAGUUGCAGCGUGUGAUCGAUUUAAUGCAGAAUGACUCACGAUUGAAUCAUCGAACCGCAUCUGUCAAUACUGUAUAAUGGCAUUGUCAGAUGCGCCGAUAUUUGGUUGUAAAAUGUAUAAAUGUUGAUACUCUAGUAGUAGUGAUAAUGUGGAAUACUUGUCAUUCUGAUUACGUUAAAUAAACUUAGGUCCAGGCAGGUAUCUGUUGCAUGUCGCAGGCCGAAGGGCGUUUUAUUAGUUUCUCCGUGGUGGUUUGAUUUGAUGAGAGACAGCAGUGAGAAAAAUAAAGAGAGAGAGAGAGAGAGAGAGAGAGAGAGAGAGAGAGAGAGAAAUAAAGUGAAUGAGCCAAGUGCCGUGUAUAUAUUAUUAAGAUUAUUCGAGUCGUAGAGGUUUAUUGUUUGCCGAUAAGGUACGACCAUAGAUUGUAUUCUGAGCGUAAGCUAAAUAUAAUAUUGCGAAUGAAUUACGUACUAAUAAUUAAUUGUCACUUAUUGCAUAGCGUUUAAAAAGCCGUCAAACUAAUAUGUUAUUUGAUUCAGAAGCGCGCAAUAUAUUAU
This is a messenger RNA of Phymastichus coffea, 9124 nucleotides long. It is a transcript of the gene DIP2, whose product is annotated as disco-interacting protein 2 homolog A. The record is from RefSeq and is a predicted model, not a curated record. NCBI's taxonomy places the organism in Eukaryota, Metazoa, Arthropoda, Insecta, Hymenoptera, Eulophidae. The transcript has 17 exons. The coding region runs from base 66 to 6608 and encodes 2180 amino acids.